This is a messenger RNA of Prorocentrum cordatum, 1109 nucleotides long. The record is from the annotation of a GenBank genome assembly. NCBI's taxonomy places the organism in Eukaryota, Dinophyceae, Prorocentrales, Prorocentraceae.
AUGGCUACGAACUCGUACGACCGCCUCCAAGACACGACAUGGGGAAGUGCCAGGGAGUGGACGCCGAGCCACGAGUUGCCGCGCAGGAUCUCCGAGCGGGUGCUGGAGUGCCACGAGGAAGCUCGCGACCAGAAGAUGUACGACUCCGACGCCGAGUCCGCUUUCGAGCGGUUGGCCUUGCAUGCCAAGCCUGGUUCCUGCGGAUGCUCAGUUGUCUUGGAGGAGGGCGCCAGCGACGUGCCGCAGCGGGGGAAAGCAAUGCCCUUCGCGAGCGGCGAGGCGUCUCUGCCGCCAGCGGGGACGCAGCCAUGCGACAUCUGUUUGGUUUCGCCAAAGGCACGGUACAACUUCGACGACAGGGUGGCCUUACCACCGAGCCAGAUCGACAAGGGGGAUAUCUCGAGCGCGAGGGCAUACACGGACGCAAGCUUGAGGCACAAUGCAGCCCGCCUGAAGUUCGCGGUGAGACUCUGGGAGUCGGGCAUGCUGGGCUCCACGCACAUGCGCAGAGCGGAGGUAUCGGUGUUCUCCGUGAUGAAGACGGUGAGCGAGACGGACAGCUUCAUCCUUCGGCCAGCCUGCGACAUGAGGCAGGUGACCGACGGGAAGCCGCUCCAGCCUCUCCCAGACGCCAGGGCAUGCAGCGAGCUGUGGCCGUGCAUGGCGCUCGGAGGGCAGCUCCUCCACGGACCAAUGCCCCCAAGCUUCUCAGAGAUCGCGUUCCUCUACUGGGUCUUCAUCGACGACUCCGCCUCGACGGCGCUCCAGUCAGCAGGGGGCCAGGGGACCACGGAGUUGGUUCGAGAAGCAGCGAGAUCGAAGCUGAAGGAGGUGGGGCUAGGCACGCACGAGGAUGACUCAGGCGGUGCGAUGCCCUUGUCACUGGGCGUCACAAUCACGGAGCGCCCGUGCCGCUUGAUGGCAGCGCAGGAGAAGAUCAGGAGUGUUUUUGGAGCCACCAAGGCGCUCUUGGACCGAGGCCGAGCAACGUCUACCGGGCUCUCGAGGAUCAUCGGCUCCUGGGUCUGGUUUGCGAUGUGUUGCCGGGCCGCCUUCUGUCUUCUGGACGCACGCUACAAGUUCGUGACCAAGUGCGAGGGGGACGACAC